Molecule: messenger RNA, 5160 nt
Organism: Mandrillus leucophaeus (drill)
Lineage: Eukaryota; Metazoa; Chordata; Mammalia; Primates; Cercopithecidae
Gene: XRRA1
Product: X-ray radiation resistance associated 1
Exons: 4
Coding region: 1092-1955 (287 amino acids)
Cellular component (GO): nucleus
Source: RefSeq, a predicted model, not a curated record
CUUUGUUAGUAGUUUUGCUUCCACAGCAAUCUGCUUUUGUUUCAGGAGUGAAACUUUGGCAUUUCUCAGAGGAUACUGAUUAUUCUAUUUUGAAGUUUUUAUAACUUUUGUUAAAUAAACUUUUUAUUCAGGUGAUAAUUCUUCUCUUUUUUAUAUUGUUAAUUUUCCUCAAAUAGUAAGAGAUUCUUGAUUGUUUAGUCUGUUUGUAUAACAAUGCUCAAUCAGAAGCUUAAAAUGCAGUAAUUCCUGUGAUUGUGGGGAGAGCAGGAUGCGCGAUCAGACAGUGUGCCAAUCUUUCUAGAGUUGCUGUCAUUUUCUCGGGUUCACAGAUUAGCACUCACACUUGCAACCAUGGCCCAUCCCCCAGGGAAUUCCUACUUUGUUCAUUGCACAAGGCUUUCCCAAACUCCCUUGCAGACCCUCAUCACAGGAGAAGUUAUUUAUGCCAUGUUGUUCCAUCCCCUAUUACUGUUUUCUUCAUUGUCAUGUGACUUUUCUCAUUAUAAUAUCAUUAACAUGUAGAAGGUAUCGGUUAACUAGGGUAAAGGUGAGCAAUGUCUGCACAGGAUCUAGUCCCAUCAGAUGCUAUGCUGUGUUAGGUUGAACUCAGCUAUUUAUUGACUCAUCUCAUUCUGAUGGUCCCAAGAAUGAAAUCACUCUGCAGCCUCCUCCUUAUGACUUUGUGCUGGUUGUUCUUGGUAUCUCUCCUGAAUAUACUGGCUCAACUCAUUCUGUUUCUACUAAUAUAACAAAUAUUUCCAAAUCCUCUGACAGAAUGUCUUCUAUAUACAUUUUUCUCUUCUAAGACAGUUGGUUAGCUUUCUGCUCAGUAUGGACUCCCCAGUAAUUCUGAGGCUCAAAAGUGCUUAGGUGUUUUAAAGUCAGAUAAAAGGUCAGUGUGGCUGAAAUACAGUGAAUGAAGGAGAGAGUAUCAAGAAAUGGGAUUGAAGAAGUAGACAGGGGCCCAAUCAUGCAGGACUUCAGAGGACUGGAUAAGCAGUUUGUAUUUUAUCCUUAGUGCAAAGGGACUUAUUACCUGAUGCAUGUCACAGCCAGCUCUUCUUCCUAGUUAGCAUUGGGGCCGGGGACCAAUGAGGACUCCCUCUAGGAGGUGCCCUGCUGCACACAGUGGAUGGCAGAUCUAUAUCCAGGGUGCUCUAGGCAUCAGUCAGUGCUGUCACCAACCUUCAUUCUGUUUAUCUUCUGUUUCAGAGGUUGUGUUUUCGUCUUACCCUGGAUUUUCAACCUCAGAGGUGAAAACCAAAAUCCCAAAGGUGCCGAAGCAGCCUCUGGUGCUCCAUCACCCACAAGUGACCACAAACAAGUCUCCCUCAAAGGAUAUGCUAGAGCCAGAGGCAGAGCUGGCUGAAGAUCUGCCCACUACCAAAAGCACUUUUGUGGAGUCAGAGAUGCCCACUGAGAGUCUGGAAGGCCUUUCCCUGUCUCGCCGGACCUUCGUGCCACUGCCUCCCAUCUGCUCCGACUCCACUGUGCAUAGUGAAGAGACCCUGUCCCACCUCAGUGACACAGCUGUCCGUCUCAGCCCCGAGCACCCAUCAGAUGAGGACUCCAAGAGCACAGAGUCCAUCUUCCUGACCCAGGUGAGUGAACUGCCUUCCUCUAUCAUCCAUAAGGAUGAUUUAGAGUUGAAGGAGAAAGACCAAAAGAAACCACCAAUGGCACCCAGAGAGGUGAAAGUGACUCGGAGGAAGCUCACAACUGCCUCCCUUCCCAGCAAGUACCACGGCUAUGAAGAACUGCUGACAGCCAAGCCUGAUCCAGCCUUCAUUGAGCCAAAGGGAAUCCAGAAGAAUGCACAGGCCCUGCAACACAUGCUGAAGCACCCACUCCUGUGCCACUCCUCCAAGCCCAAGCUGGACACUCUUCAGAAACCCUAUGUUCCCAAAGAGAAAAGGGUAAACAUCCAGCUCACUGAGUGUGUAAAUGGCCCCUGAGUAACCCCCUCAGGUACAGAUGUGGCUGUCACCUUGGGACCCUCUGAGGGCCAUGCUUUCCCAGCACCCCCAGAUGCUCCUCAGCCUGUUGCUGUGACUAUAUGAAGUUAGGCUAGGAAAGUCUGUGCAUAAACCUGGGAUAACACCCUCCUCCAUGACCUUCUGCCAGGCCCAGAGGAUCCCGAUUCCACCCCCAAGGAAGACUAGAACCCAACUGCUGGAUGACAUCUUCAUUCGCUUGCGGGAUCCCCGGAACAUUACAGAGGCUCCACUAGGUAUGGUUCUGCCACAGCUGCCAGGAUCCCAGAUCCAGUUCACUCCUGCUGACUAAAGGCAAAGAAAGGGCUUGUGUCAGUGCAGGAAAGGCCCCUAGAGAGCAACUACCUACAUCAGUCUCUGUAUGUAGAUGGAGAAAAGGAGAGCCAGCAUGAGGCCUGGAGUUGCCUAAAAUCACAUAGCAUGUUAAGGUCUUGAACCAGAGCUUAAGAUAGAGUCAAGAGGGCAUACCACUGACUUCCUACUGCCCCAAGCUGGAAAGGCCAUUUUCAGCCCCUUAGCAUCCUCCUGUCAUGCCAUCCCACUUUCCAAGGGUCUCUGGACCCAAUCCUCUUGCUUCCGGCUGGGUGGGAACCAGGGUGAGCUUGGUGCCUCUCCUGGCUUCUUUUCCUGCAGGUGCUGUCCUGCACCGGCGGACAGAACGGCGGCUGGUGAACCACAAGCAGUACCUGGAGGCCAAGAGGCUGUUGAAGGAGUUCCAAGCACGUUACCGGCAGCUGGUGAGUGGCUCUCUGCGGACAGUGUUCGGGACCACCCCGCUUCCCCCAGCCUGCCCAGCGCUAAGUGAGAGUCAGCCCAAGUUCGGCCGCUUCCUCGAGUUCAUGGAUGAGUUCUGCCAGGAGCCCACAGCCAGUGACUCACAAGGCUAGGGCUGUGCAUGGGGGCUGUGCGCAUCAUCCAGCCUGUGCCUCAGCUCUCCCUAAGGGCUCUGUGCCCUGGACCGCACCUCGAGGUUGACCAGCCGGCCACAGGCCUCAGAGCUCAGCUGGGCCCCACUCGCUGGCCACAAGGUGGCCUCCCCUUGUUAGGAUCUCCCCUCCUUGGGCCAGGCAUGACGGGGUGCCUGGCCCAGCAGCAAUAAAGAAUGGGUGCACAGGGCAAUAGACUGGGUGCCACAUGCAUUCUUUCUUGGAACCCAGGCCACAGCAGCACUGUCACACUUCCCUCUAAAAAUGGUUUUCCAGUUCAGAUGCAACAGGGAUACAUUUGUUCUCUGUUGUAUAAGAAACUGACACCAGGGGGAUCUUAACAAAUUCCUGAACAAUGGCUCCAAAAAGGGUAUUUUUAGAAACCAGAUCUUUUGAGUACAACCCUAAUGUGCAGGGACAGUGUCAUCCUGUAUAUUCAUUCUUUACUCACACUCUUUCUUGGUUCCUUCAUUAGGAGCAUGAAUGGUUGAAUGUGAACAUGACAGUAAAUUGGAGCAAACUGUAAACUGGAGAUAACUUAUGCCAAAAGACACGGUUGUAUACCAUGGAAACUCCAUCCCUGCUCCUAAUCUUUACCGCCGUUCUGAAUACCAAAGCAAGACAUUCAACAUAGGGCAUUUCCCAGAGCACAUACAGCACCAACAAUCCACACACAGCUUAAGCUUAACCCAUGUUUUUGUCUGAGACUGUUCUCCAGAGACAAGACUCUGACUAGAAACAGAACAUCCACUUUCAUGAGUUUUCUUUACUGUAUUCUCAACUUGGGCCUCACCUCAAGCAGGCAAACAUACAUUGAAGAAUGCGCUUUGGUACUGUUUAAAUAACAACACAUCAGCCCACUUGAUUCCAUGCCAUGUCCUUGCUGACAGAAGCAUCUCCAACAGGGCAUGCCCUGGUCCAAGUCCUCUGUCUUUGUCAAAAUGUUCUUCUGAUGAGUUGGAGAGGAGGCAGCCAGCAGUGGCAGUCCACAAGGAUCCAGGUACCUUCUCCAAUCCUAAAGCAGACAGCAGGUUGAAUAAAACCAACACACAAUCUAUUUUCUAGGCAGGAGGGGAAAAGGCCCUUAGGACAACAAUAUUUGUACAAAGAGUUGAGAGUAAACAGUAUAUCAGGCUCAAAAAAAAAAAAACAAACAAACAAACAACUAUUUGUUGGCAUUUAAAUUUUUUUCCCUUGCAUAGUAUCUAUUCUCUCACUAGGACUUUUAAGUGCUCUGCUGGAGGCUCAGCGUUGGUAAUACCAUGUUUGAUACAAACUUGAACCCAAUGAGGAAGAACCCCUGCUCUCAUUGGUGGCACAGCUUUGGAGGGUGGUGGCCCCAACAAGGGGCAAUCUGCCUGCUGCUAUAUUAAUCUGGAACCAGGGCCAACAGCUACUCUUGAACUAUGGUAUUUGAAGAGUGAGUUCAUUGCCUGUUUUACCUUAUAUUAAAUGACAGGAAAGGAAGAUAAACAAACCUUGCUUUGCCUUGGCUUCAAACUAGUUCUUAAGACACCAGAAAGGGAGAGAGGGAGUCUGCUCAGCGUUUGAGGUUGCCUCUCACAAGAUGAUGGCUAAAAGUUGCCACCUUACUCAAAAGGCAUUACGGAGACAUUUACUCACAAAGGAGAGAGAGUAAAUUUUUUUCUUAGGAGGAAAAAAAUACUGAUAAUACAUAGAAUAAUCUGCACAUCCAGUCUUGGCACUUUUUCCUUCAUCUAAUUUGACUAAUCUCUAAACUGGUGACCCUUGCAUAUAUCUUAGUCUCAUUUCUAUGAUCUUCUUCCGAAAGCUACAGCGGAUAAGUCAUGUAUAAAGAUGCAUUUCCUAGAUCAUCUUCAGAAGAAAAAUCUCUUCAACACUUUCCCUAGAAUCUGCCCCACGACCACCCUGCCCCAGACCUGCUUUCUCUUUGAGAAUUCAUAACCAGCUAUGUUUAGAUACCAGUUCAAAAGACCACUCUAUGGGUUGAUGAGGAAAAGGGUGGCUGAGAACAAUUUAAGACCAGAGUGAGUUUCCAGUUUUUAAAGAAAAUUUGGCUAGCUGGCUUUUAAUUCUUAAUUAAAAUCAUUAAAUUAAAAUUAUUCCGAUCAAAAUACAUCACUCUCCAAGAUUCCACAUUCAUAUUACUUACUUAUACUAUGGAGACUUUCUCUACCUGAGCAUGUAUUCAGGGUCUAUAGGUAUAUUUAACUGAAAAAAUCAGGAAGAAAAAGCUAGUAAAAUAGCCUCCUAAAUCA